ACAAGAGUGCACAUUCCAAAACUAUUAGCUGUGUUGUGCUGCGCCAUGAGUGCAACGGUGGUGUUUUAUUUGCGGGGCGAAAUCUCAAGUGCUCAACAUUUUGACGCGGAAUCAUUAUUCCUCAGUUACUGCAUAUUAGUCCCUAACGGUUGGACCUGUCAAGAGGAAAGCAAAUUGUGUGGCACCACGCACUUCGCCCAGCAAACGAGAAAGCCAUUUGGAGAUGAGGGAAAAUCCAUCUCAACAGCACAUUUUAACCAAUAUUUCGAGGCAAAACUUAUUGCUCCCGUGGAUACUGUUUUUGAAGUGCCAAAACUUGUGGUGGAAGUAUCGUCGCUCGACUGGUGGCAACGCUUCUGCACCGAGGGCUAUGGGUUCACAGCGAUUUCGACCAGCCCUGGGCAUCAUAGUCUGACCAUCGCCACCUGGCGCCCUGUGCCCUCCUCAAUGCACAGCCACGCGGCGCGUGUUGCACAAAUGCGGCGGUUUUUUAUCGGGGGCACUCCACAGCUCAAGGAUUUGGGCUGCUCAUUGGCUGACACACAGGGUAAAGACGUUUUGAGUCGCUUUGGACUCUGCACCAUCAGCUCAGGACAAGUGAACGUGACAUUGGAAGUUGGGCUUCAGGGGCCAAAAGAUGGAAAGAUAUUGGCCAAAUCAACUUUGCUUGGGAGAAAGAUGCAAAGUGGGAGGAGUGACCAGUUGGUUUCGUCCGUGGACCAAGUUAUAGCUGCCUAUUUGAGAGUGAAAAGCAGAAUGGCCAGCGUUCGUGAAGCUAUGAGGAUGAUGAUGGACGGAAGGCAAUCAGACUAA
Molecule: messenger RNA, 813 nt
Organism: Cloeon dipterum
Lineage: Eukaryota; Metazoa; Arthropoda; Insecta; Ephemeroptera; Baetidae
Product: tectonic-like complex member MKS1
Exons: 4
Coding region: 46-813 (255 amino acids)
Biological process (GO): cilium assembly
Cellular component (GO): MKS complex
Source: RefSeq, a predicted model, not a curated record